AUGGCCAACAUCCAAUCGGAAUCGCCCAAGCUGCACGUACGUCCAGAGGACGCUCGCAAAUUUGUCGAAGAUGUCCUACAAGGCAAUGGUGUUUCCCAGCGCAACGCAGCCACGGUUGCAAAAUGUUUGGUGAAGGCAGACCUGCGAGGAGUGGAUACCCACGGCAUUAAUCGCAUCCCUUCCUAUAUAGCACGUAUCAAACAAGGUCUACUCGACGCAACCGCCGACCCGAUCAUCACCAAGGUCACACCUGUAGUUGGUCAGAUUGAUGGCCGCAACGGCUUUGGAUUCGUCGCCGCACAUGCCGGCAUGGAUCUGGCGAUUGAAAUGGCAGAGAAAUUUGGUAUUGGUAUGGUUAGUAUCAAGCAUUCAAACCACUUUGGCAUGGCUGCAUGGAUCUGCCAACAAGCGAUUGAUGCCAAUAUGAUGAGUUUGGUAUUUACCAACUCAAGCCCAGCGAUGCCUGUUUGGGGAGGUAGAAGCAAACUUAUGGGGAUUUCGCCCAUCGCAUGUGGUGCUCCUGGCUUGGACAAUCCUUUCAUCCUUGACAUGGCACCGUCCGUGGCAGCUCGUGGCAAGAUCUUCAAGGCCGAGCGCCGAGGGGAGAAGAUUCCCUUUGAUUGGGCUAUUGAUGCCGAAGGGCAGCCCACCGAUGACCCGACUGCCGCACUUCAGGGGGUCAUGCUUCCCAUCGGUGGACCUAAAGGAUCUGCAUUGGCUAUCAUGAUGGACGUUUUCUCUGGCGUACUUUCAGGUUCAGCUUUUGCUGGCCAUGUUACUGGACCCCUCAACCCAUCCAAGCCUGCAGAUGUUGGGCAUUUCUUGAUAGCGAUAAAGCCAGACCUUUUUAUGAGUUUGGACGACUUCCGCAACCGCAUACACUACCUAUAUGACCGAGUUGUAGGGUCAGAAAAAGCGACAGGUGUGGAUCGGAUUUAUUUCCCUGGUGAAAUCGAACAAUUGAGUGAGAGGGAAAGACUCAAGACUGGCAUUCCGUACGUCAAAGCUGAGAUUGACGCCUUAAAUGCAGAGGCCAAGAAAGUUGGCGCUGGAGAUAUAGUGGUACAGAUUUGA
Molecule: messenger RNA, 1074 nt
Organism: Pestalotiopsis fici W106-1
Lineage: Eukaryota; Fungi; Ascomycota; Sordariomycetes; Amphisphaeriales; Sporocadaceae
Exons: 2
Coding region: 1-1074 (357 amino acids)
Molecular function (GO): oxidoreductase activity
Source: RefSeq, a predicted model, not a curated record